This is a messenger RNA of Fomitiporia mediterranea MF3/22, 990 nucleotides long. RefSeq lists its product as uncharacterized. The transcript has a single exon. Bases 1 to 990 code for a protein of 329 amino acids. NCBI's taxonomy places the organism in Eukaryota, Fungi, Basidiomycota, Agaricomycetes, Hymenochaetales, Hymenochaetaceae. The record is from RefSeq and is a predicted model, not a curated record.
AUGCUCCACCAUCGCAAUCACUCAAAUGAUGGCUCAAAUCGGAGAAGUAGCUCACAGGGGGGUUCUUCAUUGGAAAAAAUCAGAAGGAAUGCACCACGUUUCGGACACAAGAAGGAUAUUGAGUGGAAUAAUGUCAUAAACCCAUAUAAAGACGUAGUACAGAAGAAUAUAGCUUGGGUGGCUGAAAGGCCUAGUUGCGCCGACGAGCUGCUCAAGCUCCUACAAACUGGAGUCGACUUAAUGGAAAAAGUAAAGACGAUUGUUGAGGAAUAUGAAUCUGCUUCUAAGAAACUCGAGGAAUUCAAGGAAAAGGCUGAGGAUGGCAAGGACAGUGGAGAUCGUGACAAUGUUCAGCAAGCAUUUGACAUUGCGGACAUGAACUUGAGGGCGGCGAUAGCUGAGGUACGCGCGGCAUACCAUGAUAACAACCUGAAAGAUGGUGUACUAUAUGGAUUUGGACGGCAUACGUUGAGUGAUCAGAGGGGACCCGAGGCGGAGUGGCUCAGGCAAUUCUAUGAAUAUACUUACAAGUUGUUGGGAGACAGACAGAUCGACUCGGAUGCUGCGAAGAAAGCGACUGCUGCACUGAAAGUUGCUUGCGACAUCCAAAAGUCAAUACGAAAUGCUUGUCAUUCCCGAUCACAGGUCGCUGAGGAACUCUUCCGAAAGCUGCGUCAGCUUAAGAAGGAGAUGGAUGACGUCAACAAUGCUAAUGGGGAUAUGGACGCAUUGUAUGGCUUAGAGUCUCAGUUGGAACAGAUUGACAGAGAGGCCAUUCAGGUGCAGAGCGAAGUAAACUCAAAACAGAAGGAACUUGGAGAAGCCCUCGGGACACCGGGAAGGCUAUGGAAGGAAAAUCAUCCCGUCCAAGACCAGAAGAAGUCGAAGUCAAGGAGCAAGGCUUUAGUGUCCACGAUUAAAAGGCUCUCAGGCUGUUCAAAGGAAAGCACUCAUACGAGGUCUACGAAUUCACUGAGAGGUAGAUCUUGA